Messenger RNA from Struthio camelus australis, 3305 nucleotides. The record is from RefSeq and is a predicted model, not a curated record. Lineage: Eukaryota; Metazoa; Chordata; Aves; Struthioniformes; Struthionidae.
GAAGAGGGGGAUUGAAGAUGCCCAAGCAGGCGGCGGUGGCGGUGACGCUGGCCGCCCUGCUGGGGGUUGCGGUGGGUGGCCUGGCCUUGUGGAGGGCAGCUCAGCGGCGGAGAGGAAAAUCGUGCUGUAGCAGCCAGCGAGGAGAAGCGAUCAGAAACCCGGGAGAUGAGGAACUGACUGAGGCCGAGGAUAAGGAGGUGCUUUCCUUCUUCGGAUCUCCCACCUUGUCCCGGGUGGAGAGGAUCCUUGGUGCGGACAUAGUGAUAGUUUCAGAGCAGGAGGAGUGGCGGCGUGUUGAACCGUUGCUGAGGAAAGAGCUGGGGAAGUGGCCGGUGCUUGGAAUUGACUGUGAAUGGGUAUCUGUGGAAGGAAAAGCAAAUCCUGUAUCCCUCCUACAGAUGGCUUCUUCCAGCGGCCUUUGCGUUCUUAUUCGGUUGCCCAGGCUUGUUGCCAAUGGACAGACUAUCCCAAAGACUCUACUGAACAUCAUGGCAGAUAGUACUGUUCUGAAAGUUGGGGUAGGAUGCUGGGAAGAUGCUUGCAAGUUACUUCAGGAUUACGGCUUUCCAGUCAAAGGGAAUGUGGAUCUACGCUAUUUAGCUAUGAGACAGCGGAAGGAUCUACUUCACAACUGCCUUAGCCUUAAGUCUUUAGCUGAAAAAGUCCUGAACUGCCCACUUGACAAGUCUCCUCAUGUGCGUUGCAGCAACUGGGAGGCAGAAGAACUGACACAAGAUCAGGUCCUCUAUGCUGCUAAGGAUGCCCAGGUCUCGGUGGCUCUGUUCCUCCAUUUGCUGGGAUUUGCCUGCCUCCCUGCUACAUCUGAAGGUGAAAACUCUGUUGCUGCUUGGGAAAAAGUACUGCGUAGGUGCCAGGGGUUAGUGGAUAUUCCAUUUCGAGGAAGAAGGAGCAGCAGCACAGGAGAUGAGAAGAGUGGAGAGGCAGGCUCCCCGCAGAAAACAAAGAAUCGGAAAUCUGCCAUGAGCAGCCAGCCCUCUGGCAGUCAGCAAGUGAGGGAUCCUCGAAGGCAGAAGCGAAAGCCUCUGGGUGUGGGAUAUUCUGCAAGAAAAUCUCCGCUGUAUGACAACUGCUUCCUGCAUGCACCAGAUGGACAGCCUCUGUGCACUUGUGAUCGCAAGAAGGCUCAGUGGUAUUUGGACAAGGGGAUUGGAGAGCUGGUUAGCACAGACCCGUUUGUUGUGAAGCUGCAGUUUGAGCCUUCAGGACGUCCUGAGUCUCAAGUUGAUUAUUAUCUGACCGUCAAGGAGAACCUGUGUGUUGUAUGUGGCAAGCGAGAGUCCUAUAUCCGGAAGAACAUUGUUCCUCACGAAUACCGGAGACACUUUCCCAUCCAGAUGAAGGACCACAACUCCCAUGAUGUGCUCCUGCUCUGCACGUCCUGCCAUGCUGUCUCCAAUUACUAUGACAACCAUCUGAAGCAGCAGCUGGCUGAAGAGUUUGGUGCCCCCAUUGGCUCUGAAGAAGGAGUGCGUCUGCUGGAGGACCCUCUGCGCAGGCAGGUGCGCUCAGGAGCUCGAGCCCUGCUGAAUGCAGACAGCCUGCCUGACCCCCGAAGGGCAGAACUUCUGCAAGGCAUUAAGGACUUCUUUAACACGGAGGCAGUGACCCCAGAGAUGCUCCAGGAAGCAGCUGGUCUGGAAACCAGGAUUUGCAAUGAGAGCUAUAUACCACAUGGGCUGAAGGUGGUGCAGUGUUUUGCUAAAGGAGGCCUGCGCUCUCUCAUGCAGUUGGAAAGACGCUGGCGGCAGCAUUUCUUGGACAGCAUGCAGCCCAAGUACCUACCAGAGCAGUGGUCAGUGGACCAUAACCACGGGAAGCUGAUCCGAAAGUAUGGGGAGGAUCUUCAGAUUGAGCUGUCAUGAGACUAACUCCCUGGAGAGACUCCAGAUGGUAUCUAACAGACACGUGUAACCAGAGGUUCUGAAGGUGGAAGGACUAUUUUUAUUUCUGUUUCUCCACUAAAAUCUGGGCCUGGGUUUGUGCACUGGCUCUUCCAGGUUUGGCAUUUAUAAAGAGUUAAAUCCUUGAAUUGAAUUUUAUAGGUGGUUUAGAAUUUUUAAUCCCAGACUGAAUGUGUGACUUGCCACGACUUUUUCCUGUGUGCAUGGGGCUGACAGGAGCCUGUAUGUCCAGGCAGAGAUGCCUCUGUCACUGACUAUUUCAGUGCCAGAGUGUAAUACUAAGGAGACUUUUCUUCUCGAAGUAACUGUGGAGAGUUGCUUUCUACUCUCCCAGGACAUCAGAUGCCUCCAGACCAUCUCUUUAACUCAUAGCACAAUAUGUGAACCUUUCCAGGUUUUCCAAGGAUCCCUUGGCUGUACCAGGAGAGUCUCCUGAGGUCUCCUGAUUAAGUCUCCUUUCUUUGCUUUUGGUGCAGUUGGAUUCAUAUGAGUUCCUGGAGAAGAACUACUGCCAGAGAGAUUCCUUGUUUGGAAGUGGCAAAGAAACCUUACCUGUUUUUGCAGACUCUGAGCAGGAACGGCAUUGCGGAUAGGCCGCUGAGUUUUCUUGAUAGUGGCUGCCGUAUAAGAAAUGACACUAUUUGACUCUGGCAGUAUAGGAGCACCCAUGUCAAGUUUCUUACUUUUUAAAACUGGUUCUAGCAUCACACUGUUUCUAAAAAUGUUCUUUCCCAAUUCUGCUUGUUUAUAAUGAAUAGUCUGUGGCAGGUACCUUUUCACAUCAGAGUGAAACGGAGUCAGAUGUCUUAAAAGGGAUGAGAGGAAAUAAAAUUUUACUUGAAGACCAGCAUCUUUUAAGAGGACAGAGUACAUGUGACAGGAAGCUGGGACUCCAGUGUUCUGUUCCUGAGUCUGACUUGUCUGGUAGUGAGCAGGUCAUACUCUCUCCAUGCCUGUUUCCCUAUCUCUAAAGUGGGACUAAUAACACUUAGCUACCUCACAAAGGUUUCGUGAGGACUAAUUCAUUCAUGUUUUUGUAAAAUGCUUUGAAAAUAUAAGCCAGUGUGUGCUAAUUAUUACUGUUUUCUAAAUGUACUUCUGCCUGACUUCUCUUAAAUAUUUAUGAUCUUUGUCUGGUGCUAGACUUCAGUUAAUAUAACUUUUUAAAAAUAAAUGGCCCUUUCUGUGAAACUAAUUUUGAUGACUUUAAUUGUAUUAGAUGACUCUCUUUCCCCUGAAUGAUGAAGCUAUGCCUAAGUUGUAAAGGUCUUUUUAAAGAAGUUUCAGUAAAAUCUUUAUCCUCCUUGUAUCCUACUAGCAUGUACAGUGCAGUUGAUGCAUAUUUCAUAAUAACAUUUGGCCAGAAUCCUGGCCUUCCUGUGA